UUAAAGACCAUCUAAAUGUGUUCUCCUUGUUUUCCAGUGAACCUGCAGAAGCCCAAUAUUUCUCUCAGUGGAUUGUAUGACUUUGGUCAUCAGGGUUCAGUGAUCACCAGAGGUCACAGCUUCACUAUUACUUGUUCAUCUGAAUCUCAGUAUUCUGGAGGCUUCUUCUCUCUGUUUAGUGGAUCAAACAUCACCAGUAGUCAACCAGCUGUCAAUCACUCAGCCGUCUUCAUCUUUCCUGACGCAGAUUAUUCACAUGAGGGAAACUACAGUUGUGUUUAUGAAGUGAUUGUCUCCUCACGUACCCUCCAUUCAGAUGCGUCUGACCUGCUGCUCAUAACUAUCAGAGCCUCUUUGCUUCCUGUCAUUGGUGCUGUUGUGUCAGCUGUACUUCUCAUCUUCUCUGCUCUUGUUAUCGUCUUCAUGGUGAAGAGAAGACAAAAGCAGAAGAAUGAGGAGAUUCGUAAAAAGUGUUUCUUUAAGAAAGGUGAGGGUAAUACAUAUGAAGGUGCAUCCCGUGACACCAAAAAUGAAGAGGAUGAUGAGGACGUCUAUCAAAAUGUGGAACUUGAAAAGAAAGAUUGUGACAAUGUGAGCAGUGAUGACUCUGAACAGGACUAUAUUAAUGUGGAUCCAGAUAAUUUAAAACAGGAUUGUAUGAAUGCAGACACAGAUGAUUCUGAAGAUGAUUAUGUUAAUGUUGAUAUUACAGAAAACAGAAGUAAAGUAGACAGUAAAUGUGAUGAUGAUCUUUAUGAAAGUGUUAUGGAUAAUGAGUGAACCUGUAAUACAACACGGACAGCAAUAUCAUCAAAGACUGAUUGAUACAAAUGAUGAUGAUGAUGAUGAUGUAGUUUGGUGUAUCCUGUCAAACACAUGAACUGUGUCCCAUCUCUGAUGUGAUUGCAGAGCUGCCAACUUUCAAGCUGUCGCCGUGUGACACACGGUUUUCACACACACUCACGCCACACAUCCAAUUACUCACACAAAAAAAUCUGAUCUUGUGCAGAGACUUGUUCGUUCCUUUUCAAACUCUCCGACGGUACUAGAUGGCGCUGAUGGAGUCUGCAGCUGGCUGCACCCUGAGGUUAGAGAAAGAAUAAGAGAUACCCCGCGAAAGACUAGGACUGCGUCCGAAACCGCAUACUGUACAGUUGGUACUGAAUGAGAUGAAGUACCUACUUACUGACCGUUAAAACUGUAGGUACUGUAUAGUAUGAAUCCUGGUAGUAUGAAUGAGAUUCGGACGUACUACAUCCGCCAUGUUGAUACAUCACGUGACAUACGUCGUCAUCACGUCAUGUCAUACCAGCGCGAAAACAGCCACAUCGCCGCUUUCACCUCUUCUUCUUCUUUGCACAACAAUUUGCGCUUUUUUAGUAAAUAACCCACAGAUACUGUAUUACCACUCCCAUCUGCACUUUUUUGGAAUUGCGCUCUUGUGCUAAUUUGCCCCAUUUAGUAAAUCUGGCCCUAAGUAUGUAACAAUGAAAUGUCGUCCAAUUUAAUACUCUUAAUUUUAAAUCUUGAAUAAAUUUGUUUAUGCGUUUAGUGCAGUGAAUGUAAACUCAGCUGACAUAUAGCUCUUACCAAUCAAAAAAUAUCAAUCAACCUACCUAGGUCAAAUCUUAAACACUGGUCUAUAAAUAAGGCUUUAUUGUGGUGCAUAGGCAGACAUUUAGGCACAACAAUAGUUUUUCUGGUUAAAUGUUCAGAUCAAGGCUAGAAGGCCCAACAAGUCAUGAUGCCAAACAUGAAUCAGAAUAUAAGUUCAGGUAUUACACAUCUUUAGCAGACCACCCAAAAAUCCACUAGAAUGCAGGAAAUCACAUCUAAUUAAAUACAAAAUGUCCUUUGUGUGGCCCUUCAGCUAUAUCUGCUUCACAGAAUGUAACCAAUAUUGUCCAUCUCCAGUAGGCUGCCCCAUCCUCCCCACAAACCACCAGAAUGCAGGGUACAACAUCAAAUUAAUUCCAAUUCUCUGAUAUCUGAGCAACCAACUUAUGUGGGUGUGUGCGCGGCAUAAUGUUGAUCACUCCUGACAAAAUCUCACUCCAAGUUUUUUUUUUAAGUUGGCAGGUAUAUUAUUGGGUCUUUUGAUGUCACUGUCUUUGGUUACACUGUAAAAGCUUUGUUUCUUUUUUCUGUUUUUUUAUUGUUUUUAGAAUUAUAUAUAAAAACAAUAUUGCUAAUAAGAUAAAGAUUUAAAAUUGUUUAAUUGUUACUGAAAUGAUACAAUAUGUUUUGCCAUCAGAAUUAUUUUAAUAUUCUGUUCUGAUGUUUUUGUUUAUUAAUAAAGUGUGAAGAGUGGUUGUCAGUUGUUUUGUUUUAGGCUAAGGAAGAACUACAAUACAAUCUGAUAUAUGUUGGCAACUUUUUAAAAAGGUUCAUAUUUUAUCAGGCUCUGGUUUGUAUUUGCAGCAUUUAGCAUUCAACCAAAAUGUUGAGAACAUUUCAUCAAUUUGU
Molecule: messenger RNA, 2466 nt
Organism: Misgurnus anguillicaudatus (oriental weatherfish)
Lineage: Eukaryota; Metazoa; Chordata; Actinopteri; Cypriniformes; Cobitidae
Source: RefSeq, a predicted model, not a curated record